AUAAGCAACAGAAAAUGGAAUUAACCAACAAUUUCAUAACAAUAAAGGCUCAUAUAGAUGGAGAACCCAAAGAGACUGACUUCGAGAAUAAGGCCAGACAUCUUGCUCUGUCCGUGGCGCCGUGCUCCAAUGACAUUAUUGUGAAGAAUCUGUAUGUAUCAAUCGAUCCAUACCAGAUAAACCGGAUGAAGAGUUGGAGCUCCUCACAGAAAGCUACAAAGAUUACAGUUUCUAUUGUUAUUGAGGCUUAUGGUGUGGGGAAAGUAGAGGCUUCCGGGAAUCCUGAAUUUGCAAAGGAUGACUUGGUUGUGGGACUUCUUAUUUGGGGAGAGUACAGUUUACUAAAAGGAGAAUACAUUUUAAGGAAGUUGGAUCCUAUGGGAUUUUCACCAUCUUACCAUAUUGGAAUUCUAGGGCAUAGCGGACUGACAGCCUAUGCUGGAUUUUUUGAAGUAUGCAAACCCAAGAAGGGUGAGAAGGUCUUUGUUUCUACAGCUUGUGGGUCUGUUGGAAAUUUGGUUGGACAGUAUGCAAAACUCUUCGGUUGUUAUGUUGUUGGCUCUGCCGGAAGCAAAGAAAAGGUAGCAUUUCUCAAGGAGAAGCUUCGUUUUGACGAUGCAUUCAACUAUAAGGAAGAGACUGACUUGAAGACAACCCUCAAAAGGUUCUUCCCUGAUGGAAUCGAUAUAUACUUCGACAAUGUGGGGGCCGAGAUGCUAGAAGCGGCUGUUGCUAACAUGAAUUUCUUUGGUAGAGUUGCAGCUUGUGGGGUAACAUCUCAGUACAAUGAUGCUGGAAAGAGAUGUGCACCAGACAUGGAAGGUGUUGUGUACAAGAGAAUCAAAAUCCAGGGUUUUAUAAGUAUUGAUCAUAUGGACAUUUUUUCGGAUUUUGUUUCGACUACUGCAUAUCACCUUCAUGCAGGAGAUAUUCAGGCCAUUGAAGACAUCUCACUUGGUCUCAAGAGCAUCCCACUUGCUUUCAUUGGACUAUUUCAUGGCCAUAACAUUGGAAAAAAGAUAGUUAAAAUUGCUGAUGAGUGAUUUUGCACUAAAGCUUAUUAUAUAAAAUUUAAAUAUGUUUUAUGUAUGGAUGCUCAUGUUUUAAUAGUAGACAAAAGGAUGUUAUCGAAACAA
This is a messenger RNA of Ziziphus jujuba (common jujube), 1136 nucleotides long. Its product is annotated as 2-alkenal reductase (NADP(+)-dependent). The transcript is spliced from 5 exons. Gene Ontology annotation, molecular function: oxidoreductase activity, acting on the CH-CH group of donors, NAD or NADP as acceptor. Lineage: Eukaryota; Viridiplantae; Streptophyta; Magnoliopsida; Rosales; Rhamnaceae. The record is from RefSeq and is a predicted model, not a curated record. Bases 15 to 1043 code for a protein of 342 amino acids.